Molecule: messenger RNA, 1689 nt
Organism: Symbiodinium natans
Lineage: Eukaryota; Dinophyceae; Suessiales; Symbiodiniaceae
Source: the annotation of a GenBank genome assembly
AUGGCUGUGAAGGCCAUUCGGCGCGGUUUGCUGCGCGUCAGCUCGUUGAGCCGAAUAGUCGUCCUGCUGCUGGGCCUGCGAUCUGCGGAUCUCGAUACCGACACCUUCUUGCGGACGACCCAAGUCGUGGAUCGCGUGCAGGUGUUCAUCAGCCACUCGUGGCAAGCCGAUCCGUGGUUGAAGGUUCUUGCACUGUGCUUUGAGAUGAACCUGGUGCUGGCCGUUAAGGCCUCGUGUUUGACAUACCUGAUCACCUCACUGGCGCUUCUCCAGGCCGCAGGAGGUAUCACUUCGCCUUCAGCCCGGACCGUCCUCACCGACAGUCCGUGGACGCUUCCGUUGACUCUGGAUUUGCCAAUGCUUGUAUUUUUCACAACGUUCUUCUUCGGGCACUGGAUGACACAAGAGAUCUGGACACCGCGAAUCUGGUUUGACAAGGCAUGCAUCAACCAGGCUGAUGUUGAGCAGCAGGAGGAGGUAGUCACAGCCAUCCCUGAGAUCGUCAAGCGGUCUUCCUGCUUGCUGGUCUUGCUUGACGAGACGUUUUUGGGUCGCUUGUGGUGCAACCUCGAGCUGGCUACGUUUGCCAAGAGCCAUAGCGACCCAGACGCUUUGCACAUUGUGCCCCUCUGGCUGCCGGCCUGGUUCUUUUGCAGCCUUCUCUGCGAGUGGCUCGUCGCACGCCUGUCGAUCUUCGCAUGGCUUCAGUCUAUCGCUCUAUCCAGCGGCCUGGGUUACACUCCCAAGUCCGACCUCGACUUCAUCGUGAACGGCGUGCUCGUGGCCGUGCUUAUGGCCGUGGGCCAUGCCCCUUCGGUGCUGGUCGCAGCCUUCUCCUUCACAGCCAGGAUCGAGCAAUGUGACGUCAUGCUGGACCAAUUCGGGACCUUCGACGUGCGAUGCUCUGAGUGUGGCGUCACUGAGGACCGUCCUAAGCUGCAUAGCCAGAUUGCACGCCUCUUUGACGAGAUCGACGACCCGCCGAUCAGCGUCGAAAUCGAGGUGCCGGUAAACGCCAGGUGUGAGCGAGCGGAGGUAGCAGAGGAGUCGUCCGAGCUGCUGCAGCUGCUUCGGGAGCCAAGCGUACGUCAGCUUACCACCUACCCCACUGAGGAGGACUGCUUCAACCUUUUCAACACCUACGUUCGACAAGACCUUUGUGCCAAGGUUACGAGGGACGUGGCUGGCAAGGCGCAGAUGCGUUAUGGCGUCGCCCUGCUGGUGUUUCUCCCCAACGUCUUCUGGCUGGUGACGUACGAGUACUUGCAGUGCGAGCGCGCAGGCUGCGAUGAAAUCGCUGAGGCGUACGGCGCGCACUCCUUCAUUGAGUACAUUUUGUUCGGCCUGCCCUGGCUGGGUCUGUUUCUCAUGAUCGUGUCUCCUUUGACCCUGCCGGCGAUGCUGCACGCGCUGGCCUGGCUCCACGUCCUUCCCAUUUGGCGCCCAUGGAAGAUCAUGCUUGCCUUCGUGAUUGGGCCAGUCGUUGACAUCUGCGUCUUUGUGUUGGGUGGAUGCGUGUAUGGCUUCAUCCAAUCCCUCCUCGUCCAGCAAUUUUCACCAUCUCGGCUUGUGCAGACGUUCCUGGUGGUGACGGCUUUCAUGCUGCCAUGGAGUAUGGUAUUCUUCGAGUGCAAACUCUUCCGGAAGUGGCUCCUGCGCUUCCACAGCCGAUGUGCCGGUUUCACAUAA